UGGACACAGGGUGCAAGCGGGAACCGGAAGUCUAUGUCUAUGUAUUCUCCAUGAUCUCUUGUCUUGGAUGCCGGCGAAUGUCUCUGGGAAGUGAUCUCUGCGGCAGGAGGACACAAGACAUCAAAGGUGGUCGGAACAUGGGAGACCUUCUGGGGAAACAAAGGCCGUAAUUGGGAAAAACCAGCCAUGAGAUGGAAGGAGAGCAUUUUGGGGGAUCAAGAGGGGCCAAGGAGGUAGGAGCCAAACCAAGUGGAUUUCCAAGGGAUUCUACCCCAAGAAGAUGAUUGCAAUGGAAAGGGAAUGAAGGCACCUUCUGCAUGCGAGAAAACACUCAGUUGUAAAUCACGCCUCAAUGCACACUGCGGAACACACAUGGAGAAGAAGCCAAGUUCAUUCAUAGCGCAUGGAAAGAGCUUCAGUGAGAAUUCACAGCUGAUCUCACAGACAGGGGAGAAUGCUGUGAAUGGAGAUGGAUCAAAUAUGCAAGACAGAAACCAAAUGGAGACUUCAAGAGGUGAAUCAGAUGCUUCUCUGAGUGGAGAUCCCCAUCUCAUCCCAACUAUACCAGGAAAAAAGAAAAGAAAGAGAAGGAGAAAGUGUCCUGUAUGGCCAAAGAUCUUGAGUAAUAGCUCAAGUGCUAAGACACAGCCAGAAAUCCACACAUUGCACAAAUGCUUGGAGUGUGGAAAGAGCUAUAGUCAGAGCUCAGACCUUAUGACCCAUCAAAGAAUUCAUGCAAGAGAGAAGCCAUAUACAUGUUCAGUUUGUGAUAAAAGCUUCAAGCAAAGUUCAACCUUGAUUGCUCAUAAAAAAAUCCACAACAGAGAGAAAAGCUAUAAAUGCCGGAUUUGUGGGAAGAGUUUCAUGCACAAUUCGCACCUUGUUAUCCAUGAAAGAAUCCACACAGGAGAAAAACCAUUUAAAUGCCAGGAGUGUGGAAGAAGCUUCACUCAAAAGGGCACCCUCAGUACGCAUCAAAAAAUCCACACAAGGAGGGAACCGUAUCAAUGUGCGUUGUGUGGAAAGAGCUUCAGCCACAAUGCCCACCUUUCUUCCCAUCAAAGAAUCCACCCAGGGGAGAAACCAUUUAAAUGCCUGGAGUGUGGAAAGAGUUUCUUUUGGAAGUCAUCCUUUAAUUGCCAUCAAAAAAUGCACACAGGGGUGAAACCUUUUAAAUGUCUAGAGUGUGGAAAGAGCUACAGUGAGAGCUCAGAACUUAUUAAGCAUCGCAGGAUCCACACAGGAGAGAAACCAUUUGAAUGCCUGGAGUGUGGAAAGAGUUUCUUUUGGAAGUCAGUCUUUUCUUCCCAUCAAAAAAUCCACACAGGCGUGAAACCUUUUAAAUGUCUGGAGUGUGGAAAGAGCUUUAAUCGUAGUGAUCACCUUACUACCCAUCAAAGAAUGCACACAGGUGAGAAACCAUAUAAAUGCCUGGAGUGUGGCAAGAGCUUCAGUCAAAGUUCAGGCCUUAGUACCCAUCACAGAAUCCACACAGGGGAGAAACCACUUAAAUGCCUGGAGUGUGGAAAGCAGUUCCGUGAAAGUGGAGCCUUUACUAAACAUUUAAGAAUGCACACAGGGGAGAAACCAUAUAAAUGCCUGGAGUGUGGAAAGAGCUUCAGUCGUAGUGGACACCUUAGUACCCAUUAUAAAAUCCACACAGGGGAAAAACCAUUUGAGUGCCAGGUGUGUGGAAAGAGCUUCAGUGAAAGCUCAGAGCUUACUAAACAUCUAAGAGUGCACACAGGGGAGAAACCAUAUAAAUGUCCAGAGUGUGGAAAGAGCUUCAGUCAUAGCAAAGCUUUUUCUGCUCAUCAAAGAUUCCACACUGGGACGAAACCAUAUAAGUGCCCAGAGUGUGGAAAGAGCUUCACUCAGAGAUCUAACCUUAUUACCCACCAAAGAAUCCACAAUGGGACAAAACCAUAUAAAUGCCUGGAGUGUGGAAAGAGCUUCAAUCAGAGAUCUAACCUUAUUAGGCACCAAAAACUCCACACUGGGACGAAACCAUAUAAAUGCCUGGAGUGUGGAAAGAGCUUCACUCAGAGAUCUAAUCUUAUUACCCACCAAAGAGUACACACUGGGACUAAACCAUAUAAAUGUCUGGAGUGUGGAAAGAGUUUCAGUCAUAACUCAUCCCUUUAUGUCCAUCAAAGACUCCACAUUGGGAUCAAACCAUAUAAGCAUCUGAAGUGUGGAAAGAGCUUCAGUUGCAGUGAAAACCUUAGUGGGCAUAAAAAACUCCACACAGGUGAGAAACCUUUUAAAUGCCUUGAGUGUGGAAAGAGCUUUAUGUUCAGCUCUGCCCUUUCUAAUCAUCUCAAAAUCCACCCAGGUGAGAAACCUUUUAACUGCCUGGAAUGUGGAAAGAGCUUCAUCCAGAAGGGAAACUUUAAGAGACAUCAAAGAGUUCACACAGGACAGAACCCUUCCUAACACCUGGCAUUUAUGAAACAUUUCAUUCAGAGCAAACACCUCUCAUCCCAUCUAGGAUUGUAUGCACUGUAGCUAUCUCUUGUGUUUAAUCUGACAUAGCUAUAUAUUCCUUGUUUUAGUGCUUUAUGGGGCUAUUCACACAACUGCACAAGUAUGCAGGCCAGUUGGAGGAAAGGCAGGAAGGGAUGGCAGGGGGGAAGGAUGAUCUGGGAUCAUUCCCUGGAUGAUCCAUCCUUACUUACCCCUGUGGCGUGCAAGCUGUGUGCCCACAUGGUCCAUGCUACAGGGAGCAGUGUGGAUGAAUAUCCGUAGUGCUCCCAGCAGCAUGGAUCAACAGAGGCUGGGGCUCGUUUUCAUGACCUUUGUGUAUCCCACAAGGCACUCUGUGAUGAUGGCAGUACCUUGGGAGAUUCCCCCAUCAGAUGGACACUCUAGGCGCCUCUCUCUGUGUCCCCUUGAGCUCCAGGGAGUCCGAGGAGACACACAUGCCAGGCAGCCGGGUUAAGGGAGUGCUUGCUCCCUUAACCUUGGCUAAGAGGUGGGCUUAAGAGCCAGUUUAGGCUGGGUGAAGGCCCCGGGAUCCACGGAGAUCCUGGUGCUCCACAUGAGCAUGCUAGGCCCGGCUAGGCUGCCCUAACCUGGGCAAGGCUGCUUGUGAGAAGAGCCUCUCUCACUCUUAAGCCUCCUCUACUGGGUAUGUGCCACAGGAAUGAUAACAUGGCAGACGGUUUCCCUCUUAUGGAACCAGAUGGCAAUCUAGUAGAUGGAAAAUGUAACUAUUGGUUCAAAGAAUCCAAUUUUAUUUUAUUUCCCAACAAAAAAAGUCCCUUAAUUGUCUUUAGAACAUAACAUAUAGAAGUGUAACCCCCAAAGGUCAUCUGGAUGUAACUUCAGUCUUUGUCCCAUCUUUCAAUCCACAGUCUAAUCAUUUGUUCCCAUCUAACCUUCUGUGGUAGCAUUUGGGGGGAACUCACUGUGAAGGAACGAGGUACAGACCCCUUCUCUCUUGUAAAAAUCUUUUGUAUGAUAGCUGGUCUCUGUAAAAGGUUUCUCUGGUUUCACUUUUGUUUUUGCAAAACUGUCAGUUGGACUUUAGAGGGAAAAGUGAUUUUAAAUUAUGGAGGGAAUGUUUUAUUGAGAUCUGAUUGGCUGGACUGAGUAACUGGUGAGCCAGGAAAAGUGUAUCAAUUGGGGCAGUUUGAGAGGGAUUCAGAUGAGUUGAAGUGGACCGGCGUGGAGUUCCGUUCAGUGGAGGAGCAGUCUGGGAGAGCUGGAGAGCUGGAAGGUCAGCAGGAGAGAGAAGUCUGGACAGUCAGCCUGGAAGAAAUGGUUGCUGCCUGUUGGAGCAAGCCAGAGCUGAAGGGAGCAGAAGCUUGCUGGAGAAGCUGAAAUUGAAACUGAAGGAGAAACAAAAUUGAAACUGAAGGAGAAACAAAAGCCCCGCUGGAUUGAGCUGCAGACCUGUGCGAUAGAGGUGGGAUACAUAUUUUUGUGGAGACAAGCAAGCAUAACUGGCAUUUUUGAAAAAUGAUUUUUUUUUUUAAAUUGGGAUUUUUGAAAAAAAUGUUUUUGGUCCUAUUUGAGAAGAAAGUGGUUAGGUUAGAAAAGAUGACUGAGUAUAUGUCUAUGGUAGAGGCAGCUCUAAUGGACAACUGUCAAGUCAAAGGUCUUCCCUUUGAAGGGAAAAAUGUGUGGGAGAUGAGAGUUUUCCUGAUACAAGCUAAAGUAUUAACUGAUCAGAUACUAAUAAAAGGACCAUGAGUGUAAGAAAAAGAUAAGAUUAGACAACCUCUGGCUGGAGGAAAGAGAGGUGGAGAUAGCAGAGAUGAAAAUCCAAGGUCUGAAAAUGCAGGUGUUUACGUUGGGCAUAAAGACUCAGUGAGAGUGGUUCCCUGGUCGGGCAUAGCAAUGGGGAAUAGCAUGGUUGAAAUCAGGAAUGCUAGCUCUAGUAUAAAUUUUAAUAGGGAAAAGCGAAAUGCUUUAUGAUGUAAGUUAUUGGACUUCAUAAACAUAUCUGGAAGACAGA
This is a messenger RNA of Hemicordylus capensis (graceful crag lizard), 4462 nucleotides long. RefSeq names its product zinc finger protein 883-like. Bases 301 to 2436 code for a protein of 711 amino acids. Gene Ontology annotation, biological process: regulation of cytokine production; negative regulation of transcription by RNA polymerase II; regulation of immune system process. The record is from RefSeq and is a predicted model, not a curated record. The transcript is spliced from 2 exons. Lineage: Eukaryota; Metazoa; Chordata; Lepidosauria; Squamata; Cordylidae.